UCUGACCAUAACUCGUCCGCCAGCGAGGAAGAAUUUGCACAGAAUCAAACACUUUCAAGGCCAAAAUUACAAAGCAGAAAGAGCAGUGGAAGCAUGAUUGUCACACGCAAUUCUCCCACGGUGAUCUCCGAUCAGGAAUACGACGAGGAUGAUGUGCGGAGCAUGUCGCCGCGCAGAAACAGCACCGAGGUGGAUCGACUCAGUGAGGCCGCCCGCCAGGACUUGCGCGACCAAGCUAGAGUUUUACAGAUGAGCCUACAGGACAUCGUGGACAAGAUAGAAAGAGUCAAAACAGAGCAGGAAAAGCUCGAGGCGGGAAACAAAUUUCUCCAAUCAUACAUCGGUGAGCUCAUGCAGACCUCCAAGAUCACUGCCGCGCCAUCAAGAACGAAGGGCAAAGGCCGGAGUGGAAAGUGA
Molecule: messenger RNA, 417 nt
Organism: Dissoconium aciculare CBS 342.82
Lineage: Eukaryota; Fungi; Ascomycota; Dothideomycetes; Mycosphaerellales; Dissoconiaceae
Exons: 2
Cellular component (GO): trans-Golgi network
Source: RefSeq, a predicted model, not a curated record